Cuscuta europaea is the source of this 1849-nucleotide messenger RNA. NCBI's taxonomy places the organism in Eukaryota, Viridiplantae, Streptophyta, Magnoliopsida, Solanales, Convolvulaceae. The record is from the annotation of a GenBank genome assembly.
CUGAUACAAAUUUUCACCAGCAGAGAGCUAACUGAGGCAUGCUUCCUGUAUAGUGUAUACCUUUUCCCCCAAUGCAUAUUUAGGUCGCCGUUUUCAAAUUUUCCGAAACAUACAUAAACUGUAGCCAAGCAUAAGAACACCAUCUUUCAGAUCGGGGACUUGGAAUCCUCAUUCGGUGCCUAUCAAAGAGAUUGUUGAUUGUAAUAUCGAUAUCUACGAGCUCCACUUUGACCUCAUAAGUAUACGUUUUUUCAUUUACGGUUUCAAAAUACUACGAAUUUCGGUUGCGCCUGCCUCAUGAGUUCAGAUUGACAUUCCUUUGAAACUUAUUAACGAUCUGUGCGAACUGAUCGAUUUUUUUCCUGAUUUAAGGUACUUCUCCAUGCAGCUGUGUUGAUCAUUUCUAUUUUUAAGCGUGUAUGUUAAGCUCUCAUCUGGUUUGUUAGGUGUUUGAUUUCCUUGGAACGAAUAAUAUUUUCAAUGUAGUAUGCAAACAAGCAAGGUCCGUUUGAGAUUUAGAGGUGCUAGUUUUGUCACUUGGAGAAACUUUAAUUUUUCUUUUGAUAGCUUUGAUCAUUGUUCUUUUGAUAAUUCUGCAUUUACAAUUGAUGACUCUAACACAGAGAGCAUGCCUUGAUGUUCUGAUUAGUUUCUUGUAUCUCAGUUCUUGCGAUCUUUAUGUAACAUGGAUUGUUGUUCCUAGCACACAAUUUAUUUAUCAGGAUCCAUUAGACAAAGUGAGUUGUGUCAUAUAUUUUGGUGGUUAAAAUGAGGUGCAAUGCAUGCUGGAGAGAAUUGGAAGGGCAAGCCAUCUCCACCACAUGUGGUCACAUCUUCUGUAUCCAAGCCACAUAUGUCUGUACUCACACGCUCACAUAUGUAUCCAUGCCUCAGUUUAUGCAUUGAGACUCGUCGUCGGUAUAGAUUUCCUUAAACCAUACUAUUAGGUACAGAAGAUGCCGAUAAAAUUCUCAGUACUGAUGCUGCUUGCCCUAUAUGUAGUCAAGUCCUCUCUAAAAGUCUCAUGAAGCCUGUAGAUAUCAACCCAAGUGAAGAUUGGAUAAAUUGAUGGAGAGUGCUUAUAGAAGUGUGGCGUUCUACAUUGGACAGAAGGAAUUAGAAAUGGAUUUUAAAAUGAACAAGAUUGUAACUCAGUGCAGGCAGAAAUGUGAGGUCAUGGAACAACAAUUCUCUGAAAAGUUGGAACAAAUGCAAAUGGCAUAUCAGAAGAUGUCUAAGAGGUGCCAAAUGAUGGAACAAGAGGUUGAGAAUUUGUCUAGAGACAAGAAAGAGCUUCAAGAAAAGUUUGCUGAAAAAUCCAGACAAAGGAGAAAACUUGAAGAGAUGUACGAUGAAUUGAGCAGCAAAUAUGGAUCAGUGAAGCGGACAGCCAUUCGUCCUGCUCCUAAGUGUUAUUCAAGAACGAACCCUAAUAAUCUCUUCUCAAAUCCUGCUAAUAUGACACAUUACAGAGAUCCUAUCAGAAAAGAGUGGUCAGUUUCAACUCCUGACACACCUGGACCAAGAGAAGGUAUAUGGCCACCUCCAGCAAGACAACAUGCUAGUGACUCUGGCCCCUAUGAGAUAUCAAGCGACUCCACCGCAAAACAACCAGGAAUUUCAAUGGAUGCUAGAAACACCACUGGUGCUCGUCCAGUGUUUGGCCCUAGAACUGUGGGUAGCAACCCAUCAAUGAUAAUCAGAAACCUCAUCAUUUCACCAAUAAAGAGGCCUAACAUAGGUCUCCGCCAGCUGCAACUAUUUUCAUAAAUCUCUACUUUACGUGUGACAUUCCUGUCUUUACACUUCACCCAAUAACAAUUAUACUCCCUAAUAGUUAUAGCAAUGA